GGUGGGCGGACUUUCGCUGCGUCGAAGGCAGAGCUCAGACCGGAAAUCGUCUGGGCUGGAACGGCAGCAGAGGGUCCGUUCCUGCCGACACCGCAGUCAUCUUCUCACGCAGUAGUUUCCUCCCAGUGAGUCCUGCACCGUGUCCCUUCUUUACCAGCUUGUUGCCAGUCAGACAUGGCUGCCCAGUGUGUGACCAAGGUGGAGCUGAGUCUGUCCUGUGAGAAUCUCCUGGACAGAGACAUCGGCUCCAAGUCCGACCCCCUCUGCGUCCUGUUAAUGAGCAGCUCUGGCUCCGAGUGGUAUGAGGUGGAGCGCACGGAGAAAGUCCAGAACUGCCUCUGCCCAAAGUUUGCCAAAAAGUUUGUCAUCGACUACUACUUUGAAAUAGUGCAGAAACUGAAGUUUGGGAUUUAUGACAUCGACAACAAGACCGUUGACCUGAGUGACGAUGACUUCUUGGGGGAACUGGAGUGCACCUUGGGCCAGGUUGUGUCCAGUAAAAAAGUCACCCGACCACUCGUCUUGAAGAACAAGUCGCCGGCGGGAAAAGGCACCAUCACAAUCAGUGCGGAAGAAAUAAAAGACAACAGGGUGGUGAAUUUUGAGGUGCAAGCAAGAAAACUAGAUAACAAGGAUUUCUUUGGGAAGUCUGACCCUUACCUGGAAUUCUACAAGCAGACAGAAACUGACUGGCAGCUGGCUCACAGGACGGAGGUGGUGAAGAACAACUUGAAUCCAACAUGGAGACCUUUUCGAAUCCCCCUGCAGUCUCUCUGUGGAGGAGACAUGGACAGACCGAUAAAGGUUGUCUGCUAUGACUAUGACAACGAUGGUUCACAUGAUCUCAUUGGAACCUUUGAGACCACAAUGACACGCCUCCAAGAAGCAUCGCACACUUCUCCGGCGGAGUUUGAAUGCAUCAACAGUAAGAAGAAACAGAAGAAGAAGGGCUACAGGAACUCUGGUAUCGUGAGCGUGAAGCACUGCCAGGUGGUGAAGGAGUAUUCAUUCCUGGAUUACAUUAUGGGAGGCUGUCAGAUCAACUUCACUGUGGCUAUCGACUUCACAGGCUCCAACGGGGACCCCAGGUCUCCUCAGUCUCUGCAUUACAUUAGUCCUCAGGGUGUUAACGAGUACCUCUCUGCGAUCUGGUCUGUGGGUAAUGUCAUCCAGGACUAUGACAGUGACAAGAUGUUUCCCGCCUUUGGCUUUGGAGCCCAGAUUCCUCCCACAUGGCAGGUGUCCCACGAGUUUCCUCUCAAUUUCACCCCGUCAAAUCCAUUUUGCGCAGGUGUUGAAGGGGUGGUGGAGGCCUACCGGGUGUGUCUGCCCCAGGUCAGACUCUAUGGUCCCACCAACUUCUCCCCUAUCAUCAACCACGUGGCCAGCUUUGCUAAGCAGGCCCUCCAGCAGACCACUGCAUCGCAAUACUUUGUUCUGCUCAUCAUCACUGACGGAGUGAUCACGGACAUGGAUGACACCCGCGACGCCAUCGUCAACGCCUCUCGUCUGCCCAUGUCAGUCAUCAUUGUCGGAGUAGGGGGGGCGGACUUCAGCGCCAUGGAGUUCCUGGAUGGAGACGACGGACGUCUGCGUUCUAAGACGGGCGAGGCCGCCAUGCGUGACAUCGUCCAGUUUGUACCAUUCAGGCAGUUCCAAAAUGCUCCCCGAGAAGCACUGGCAAAGAGUGUGUUGGCAGAAGUUCCAGGUCAGCUGGUGGAGUUCUUGAAUACCAUGAAACUGAGCCCACCCAACUCCAGUCCUGCACCAAACCCCGCAGGGACUGUGUGACACUACAAGGACCACUCUCAUCUCCGGCAGAUAUAAGUUAGAUCCCAGCUUCAUCUCAACACGCAGUUAGAUUCCCUCUCCCUCCCUAAACCUGACUAACUCAACUCUGUUAUCUCACCAUCUCAAUGAAAUACCAGCUUGCAGCUACGUUAGUGACAACCAGACCAACCACACACUAUACAGCCUUCAUAAGCACUUCACACUGUUGACCAAUCUCUUCUUUUACAGUGUCAGAAUAGAUCUAGCUCUUGUUAGAUAUUAACAUCCACGUAGGUUCAUUUUAGUAGAUAUUCAGUGCUGUUGCAUCUUAAAAAGAAGAGCAAACACUGAUUAAAUCAUUCCAUCCUUUUAAAAGAAUAAGUCGAUGCGCAGGGAAUUGCACUCUUAAAUGUAUCAAAGAGAAAACGGCACAAAGAUUUAAGCCUUCCGUGUCUCUGUAGCACUUAUGAAAACAAGACAGCUUUUAAAAAAAGCCUCACAGCAGAAUAUACACACGAGGUUAUAAACUACCCUGCUGCUGGACUUCAAAGAAUUAUUGUUCAAUUAAUUUAAUGCACUGAGUGUGCAGUUUAUUUUUAUGUCUCUUUUUGAUGGCUGCAGCAUCGUUACAUUAGUAAUAAUGUAAAUGAUCUUUUAAUCGUGGCAACGAUAAAUGCAUGCGAACCAGGUAUAGGUAAGUCACCCCCUCAUAUAUAAUGUAUAUAAACCGCUAUAUAUAUAUAUAUAUAUAUAUAUUUUUUUUUUUAACAUCUACCAGUUAGCUUUGUAGUUGCUGCUGUAGUUGGUCAAUGGAGCAUAUAUUUGUAUAAAUGUCUAUUGUUUUUCAUGCCUCCCUAUGUACUCACCUGUAGUAACACGAUAUACUACAAAGGUCUAGUAUUUGAUUAUUUUACUCAGUGGGGAGCCAAACUGUGUGUGCUGGUUGUAGACCCAGAGCUUUUUAUACCUUUAAACAUGAUUCUGAAAUAUUGUGAUAACUAGAAAAGGACCCGCACGGUGGAUCUGGUUGUACCUUGCCCGUCUCAUCACCCACAGUAUUUCUGUUAAUCUGCUGUGGUUUACCACCGUGCCAGUUACUUCAUCUCUGACAUUUUGAUUUGCAAAAGACACUGUGGGGUAGUUCCCUGGACACGGACAGACGGGAGCUUUUUUUCCCAGUGUUAUGGCCAUUGAAUUUGGAUUUAGGCCAGGUUUACAGUCUGUUCAGGACACUGGCCUCAUACGCAUCUAGACUCAGUUGUCAGUUUAUUGGGUACGCCCAGCUAAAACUGAUGUGGUCUAAUGCAGCAGUCCUCUACUAAAUCCUCCUUCAGAAAGGUCCCAAUGUUCCGUUUGUGCUGAAACUGUUUUGACCUGGUGUUGAUUCAACUGUGAGAUCAUUUUGGAAGCUGCAGGUUGCGCUGCUGUUGAACUGUGUUGCAUUAGACGGAGAGGUGUGUCUGUCGUUUAGGAACAGCUGUCAACAUAAUGUAAUGCAGUUCGAAAGCACCAAAGACCACAGCCUCCAAAAUGAUCAUCCAGUUGAAUAAACACCUCAUUAACACAGUUUCAACACAAACCGAGCAUUGAAACCUCCAUGAAGGAGGAUUUUCUGCGGGACCGUUGGACUAGAAUGCGUUAAGUUUUAGCUGGGCGUUCCUAAUAAACUCUCAGCAGAGCAUAUAUCAGUAUUGAACAUGCUCUCUCUGUAGCAAGUAUGGUUUAUUGAUAUCCUUGCAUGUUUACUGCAGGUGUGUCUUUUCAUUGUUAUUGUUAACUAUUGUUUUUUUUUUUUAUAUGAUUAAUCCAUGAAAUCUAUAAAAUGUGUAUCUGAUGUUUCAUGUUAUGUAUCAGCUGCUCAGCGCUGAACAGAAAUGGAUAAUGUGCCUUAGUGUCAGCCUCCAAAAAGUGUAUCGAGCUUGCAAAUA
Molecule: messenger RNA, 3698 nt
Organism: Xiphias gladius (swordfish)
Lineage: Eukaryota; Metazoa; Chordata; Actinopteri; Istiophoriformes; Xiphiidae
Product: copine-3-like
Exons: 16
Coding region: 175-1791 (538 amino acids)
Biological process (GO): ERBB2 signaling pathway; cellular response to calcium ion
Cellular component (GO): plasma membrane
Molecular function (GO): receptor tyrosine kinase binding; calcium-dependent phospholipid binding
Source: RefSeq, a predicted model, not a curated record